This is a messenger RNA of Copidosoma floridanum, 296 nucleotides long. Its product is annotated as leech-derived tryptase inhibitor C-like. The record is from RefSeq and is a predicted model, not a curated record. Gene Ontology annotation, molecular function: protein binding. Lineage: Eukaryota; Metazoa; Arthropoda; Insecta; Hymenoptera; Encyrtidae.
UCGCUACUCUACUGAGAAACUCACAGUCAUUUCACCAUGGUCAAGCUACAAAGCAUCGUAAUUUUAGGUGUCAUCAUGAUGUGCUUCGUGCUGUCAAGCGAAGCUCAGAGGAAAAAACCGUGCGAUUGCGCAGCUAUUACUCUUUAUAAACCUGUCUGCGGUACUGAUGGACGUACAUACGGCAAUUCCGGACAAUUGGGUUGCUACAAUAAGUGCAACAACAAGAAAGUCAGAGUAGCUCACGAAGGACGUUGUAGGAAUUAACAAUUUGGAUUCUAUGGAGAACGAAAUCAUAC